GAGCGGGCGCCGGCAACUUAUUAGGGGACUGUACCCCCCCCCCUCGUGCCACCAAGUUGUUACAUGAAAUCUGCAGUUUCAUAAUUUCCGCGGGCCGGGGCCGGGGCUACGGCGAUGGCCACCACCACCAGCGGGGCCCUGGGCAACUACUACGUGGACUCCUUCCUGCUGGGCGCCGACGGAGUGGGCGACGAGCUGGGCGCGGGCCGCUACGCGCCGCCGGGGAGCCUGGGCCAGAACCCGCGACCGGCGGCGGCCCCCGCGCUGCCCGAGCACCCCGACUUCAGCCCCUGCAGCUUCCAGUCCAAGGCGGCGGUGUUCGGCGCCCCGUGGAACCCGGUGGCCGCGGCGGGCGCCGGCGCCGUGUACCACCACCACCACCACCACCAUCACCACCCAUACGCGCACCCCCAGGCGCCCGUGGCCGCCGCGGCACCAGACGGCAGGUACAUGCGCUCCUGGCUGGAGCCCACGCCCGGGGCGCUCUCCUUCGCGGGCUUGCCCUCCAGCCGGCCCUAUGGCAUUAAACCUGAACCGCUGCCGGCCAGAAGGGGUGACUGUCCCACGCUUGACACUCACACUUUGUCCCUCACUGACUAUGCUUGUGGUUCUCCUCCAGUUGAUAGAGAAAAACCACCCGGCGAAGGUGCCUUCUCCGAAAACAAUGCCGAGAAUGAAAGCGGCGGAGACAAGCCCCCCAUCGAUCCCAAUAACCCCGCGGCCAACUGGCUCCACGCUCGCUCCACGCGGAAGAAGCGCUGUCCUUACACGAAGCACCAGACGCUGGAACUGGAGAAGGAGUUUCUGUUCAACAUGUACCUCACGCGGGACCGCAGGUACGAGGUGGCCCGGCUGCUCAACCUCACCGAGAGGCAGGUCAAAAUCUGGUUCCAGAACCGCAGGAUGAAAAUGAAGAAAAUCAACAAGGACAGAGCGAAGGACGAGUGAUGGCAUCCAGGUUCAUUUAGAAAAGAGCGAACCCGAGAGAGGAGGACUGCGUGUCCCCUUCUCCUUCCUCCCAUCCCAUCUCCCGCGCAAAGCUGCUGUAAACCCCAGGCCUCAUCUUCCCCUGGCAAACCCUGCUCAGGCUGGCCCCUAGGCCUGCGGCUUUGAUGGAGGAUGAAUUGUAAGCUUUCUAUUUUCUGUAACACACACACACUCCCCAGAGGGCAUUAGUGCUGUUGGCUGUUUGUGAUAGCUUGUAUAUAUUAAAAAAAAAAAAAUCUACCUGCUCCUGACUUAACACAAAAGGAUGAAACUACCUUUUUCUAAUGCACAACUGUGGAUGGCGGGCUGUAUAGAUUUUAGUCUCUGUAGUUAAUUUAAUUUGCUCUUUGUGGGCAGGUCGCUCUGCUGAGAUACUUGAACACUGUGUUUUAUUGUGGUAAUUAUGUUUUGUGACUCAAACUUCUGUGCUGGGUGACGCACCCGUUUGUGAUUAUGGAAGCUAGAAUUCAAUUUGAACUCAGGUUGUUUACAAGGAGAAGAAAAAAAAAAACAGUUGCAUAGAGUAUAGCUCUGUAGAGGAACACGUCUUCUGUAUUACUAGGCUGUUAACCUAUGAUUGUAAACUAGUUGUAAGGAUUUCCCAAGUGAAAUAAAAUUUGAAAAAGAAAGGGGGGGUUGGUUCUCCGCGAUGCAUAGACGAUGGAAGUUCGGGCAUCUUAGUCGCUACAUGCUCUAUAGUCCUGUGUUGUCCAUUGUACAUAAUAUGAUCUAAACAUUAAAGGAAAAUCUCAUCAUUGGGUAAACUUGAAUACUGCUUUUGCACCAGAGGAACGGCAAGGAAAUUCGGAGCUAUACAUACGUGCAGGUCACUACCUAUGGUUUACGUUUAACUUUAGCUGGGGGAAAAUGAACGCCUAUUAUAAUGGAGUUAAUUUUAUUGAUAAUAAAUUAUACACAAUGAAAUUGCCAUUGGGCUACUGUAGAUUUGUAUCCUUGAAUCUGGAGUUUCCAUCAGGCUGAACAUACACUGUAUAUUUUGCAAUAGUUUACCUCAAGGCCUACUGACCAAAUUGUUAUGUUGAGAUAUUUAACUUUUUGCCAAAUAAAAUAUAUUGAUUCUUUUCUA
Jaculus jaculus (lesser Egyptian jerboa) is the source of this 2074-nucleotide messenger RNA. It is a transcript of the gene Hoxa9, whose product is annotated as homeobox A9. Gene Ontology annotation, cellular component: nucleus. Gene Ontology annotation, biological process: DNA-templated transcription; proximal/distal pattern formation; regulation of transcription by RNA polymerase II. The record is from RefSeq and is a predicted model, not a curated record. The coding region runs from base 115 to 948 and encodes 277 amino acids. The transcript has 2 exons. Lineage: Eukaryota; Metazoa; Chordata; Mammalia; Rodentia; Dipodidae. Gene Ontology annotation, molecular function: RNA polymerase II cis-regulatory region sequence-specific DNA binding; DNA-binding transcription factor activity, RNA polymerase II-specific.